Molecule: messenger RNA, 1275 nt
Organism: Iphiclides podalirius (scarce swallowtail)
Lineage: Eukaryota; Metazoa; Arthropoda; Insecta; Lepidoptera; Papilionidae
Source: the annotation of a GenBank genome assembly
AUGUCCACUUACGAAUAUGUUGGUGACACGGAGAAUAUAUCUCAGCGCCAUUUACAGUUUGUCAGUGAAGUGCUAGAAAAACAUGGUUAUACAGGAAAACAAGUCGCGGUAACAUCUAUGGGUAAAGUUGGCGAUAAUUAUGGUUCAUAUGCGAAGAGGUUUUCAGCGGAGUUCGAAAAUGGCAAAGUGUUUAAAAUGGUUGCUAAAAUAGCACCACCAAAUCACUAUUUAGGCGUUCCAAAGCAACAGAACGACUUAUUUACCAACGAGAUGGUUGUGUACAAUGAAAUAUUACCAAAAUUCAGACAGUUACAGGAGAGCGCUGGCGUGCCGGAAGAAGAUAGAUUGCAAUAUCCUCAUUGCUAUGGCACUCUAUCAGAAACUCAGAACGAGAUAAUACUGCUAGAAGACCUAGACUCAAAAGGCUAUGUUAUGUUGGACAAAAGGCAGCCGCUAAGUGACAGCAGCAUCAAAGCAGUAUUACACAGUUUGGCAAACUUCCACUCAAUGUCAUACGUUCUGAAAAAUAGAGAGCCGCAGACGUAUGAUAGAUUGUCGGCAACGAUGGUGAACGCUUUUACGAACCCCGAAACCGCAUCGCAGAGCCAGAUGAUGUUUCAAGCAGCGUGGAACGACAUGAAGGCGGUGUUUGAUAAUGAAAGACAUACUCACGCCAUCAAUGAUACAUUGCAGCAUUUAGUUGAAGUUGGCAUGCAUAUACAGACCGCCGAUCGAGGCUCUAAAUACAGCGUAAUACAACACGGUGAUUUGUGGACUAACAAUAUCAUGUUCCAAAUGCAGGGAGACCAGCCCGUCGCAUGCAUAAUGAUCGAUUAUCAACUAUCAAAAGAAAGUCUACCAGCUGCCGAUAUCCACAACUUAAUAUUUAACUGCACCGACUACAAGACCAGGUCGAAACAUUAUUACGAAUGGAUUGACUACUAUCACUCGGAAUUGGACAGAUGUUUGAAUAAUUUCGGACUCAAAGUGAGUUACGUAUAUCCAAGGGACAAAUUUGACGCCGACCUGAAGAGGUACGGUAAACCUUACUUGGGCAUGGCCUUUAUGAUGCUCAAUGUGCUACUUAGGCCAACACAGGAGGCACUGCAGAUGUCCGUUUUUGAGAGUUCGGACAUGACGAAAAUGGUUGAGGGUUUCGGUAUGCAGAAUCUGAUGGAGCAGACUCUGGACGAGAUCAAGAAACGCGUGGACGGACUGGUCGACAGCUGUUUCGAGUACGGAUAUCUGACUGAAGUGCCCAAGGCCCGUUUUAAA